Ogataea philodendri is the source of this 2055-nucleotide messenger RNA. RefSeq lists its product as uncharacterized. Gene Ontology annotation, cellular component: endoplasmic reticulum membrane. NCBI's taxonomy places the organism in Eukaryota, Fungi, Ascomycota, Pichiomycetes, Pichiales, Pichiaceae. Gene Ontology annotation, biological process: phospholipid biosynthetic process. The record is from RefSeq and is a predicted model, not a curated record. Gene Ontology annotation, molecular function: glycerol-3-phosphate O-acyltransferase activity; glycerone-phosphate O-acyltransferase activity. The transcript has a single exon. The coding region runs from base 1 to 2055 and encodes 684 amino acids.
AUGACGCUAUUAAACGACCUACUUGACGAGAUUUUUCUAUGGGUUGUGAGUCUGAUUGUUGAUACAUUCUUCAGAGAAGUCAGUAUCCGCGGCUCUUACAACCUCCCUUCCAAGGGCGCGACAUUAGUGGUCAUUGGACCCCAUCAUAAUCAAUUUCUUGACGCCGGAUUGGCCACCCACGCCAUCCACAAAAUCAAUGGACGUCGAACGCUGUUCAUCGAGGCUGCCGUGUCUUUGAGAAAACCGAUUAUUGGUCCUCUUAGUCGGUGGAGUGGCGCCAUCCCAGUGGAGAGGGCACAAGACCUUCUUACAAACAAGACCGGAAUCAUCCGUUUCAAGGACGCAAAGAAAGACCCGUUGACCAUCGUUGGAGAAGGAACAAGGUUCACGGUCGACUGCGAGGUGAAGGGACUCAUUGGACUGCCAGAAAGUGGUGGUAAUCAGAAAAUCGCAGAAAUCAUUAGUGAUACGGAGCUGAAACUCGCAAAACCCAUUUCCAAACAGAGAGGUGUGGAUAUGCUCACAAGGGGUACCACAUACAAGUCCGCGCCCAAAAUUGACAACCAUGCUGUUUUCAAAGAGGUUUUCCGCAGAUUGCACGCGGGAGAGCUGAUUGGUAUUGCCAGCGAAGGAGGCUCCCACGAUCGCACGGAGCUGCUUCCUUUGAAACCAGGUGUUGGUAUCAUGGCCCUAGGAACUGUUUCUGAGUUUGAAAACACUGAGGUUACAAUCGUUCCUUGUGGAAUGAACUACUUCCACCCACACAAGUUCCGUUCGAGAGCAGUUUUGGAGUUUGGUGCUCCAAUCACCGUGGGACCAGAAGACGCUACAGCAUACAGAAACGACUCGAGGAAAACCGUUGACAAGCUGAUGGACGCGAUCACAACGGCUUUGAAAUCGGUCACUGUCCAGACCCCAGAUUUCGAAACCCUCCAGGUUAUCCAGGCUGCCAGACGGCUUUACUCACCUCCAAACAAGACGUUGCCGUUGCCAUUGGUGGUGGAGAUGAACCGUAACUUGUCCAUUGGAUACAGCAAGUACAAAGACGAUCCAGAAAUCCAGCAUUUGAAAGAAAGCGUGGUUAAGUACAACAAGAAGUUGAACUACCUGGGCAUCAAAGAUUACCAGGUUGACCAUAUUACGAAAAAUCGGUUCCACACGCUCUUGUUGUUGACACAGAGAACAGUUUCGCUGCUGUUCCUCUUGGUCUUGUGUCUCCCUGGAACUGUUCUCUUUUCCCCAGUGUUUGUGGCCUGCAAGGUGAUUUCUCAAAAGAAACAGAAAGAAGCACUAGCUGGAUCUAGUGUUAAGAUCAAAGCUAUUGAUGUGCUGGGAUCGUGGAAAGUAUUGAUAGCCUUGGUGGUGGCGCCAAUUUGCUACUUUGCCUACUCGCUUCUCGGCACCUGUCUGAUUUUCAAGUAUGGAUUUUUGAGCAAAACCUUCCUGCAUGCUAUAGUUGCGUUUGUUUCAUGCUGGAUUUUACUUGUUUCCACCACAUACUCUGCGUUUAAGAUCGGAGAGGUUGGUAUGGACAUUUUCAAGUCUUUACGGCCACUAAUUUUGUCGCUAUCGCCUGAGUCAAGAGACUUGGACGAAUUGAAGGAGGAAAGACAGAGACUGUCCGGCGAGAUUACAAAAGUGGUUAACGAACUUGGUCCAAAAGUGUUCCCAAGACUCGACAGACAGAGCCUGGCUCGUUUGGAGGAAGAAUACGAAGCAGAGGUCGAAGAGAGGGAGUCGAGAUCACGGUCAAGGUCACGGUCGAGAUCCAGAUCGCGGUCGCUUUCGCGGACGUCUACACAAUCCGGGUUCAGCGAGAACAAAAUGCCGAAUCUUUCUGAUGUGUCGAUUUUCCCUGAUACCAUGCGGCUAAGAGAACACACAGUUUCUCCAAACUCUUCGUCGAACUCGAGCUUUGUGAACCUGGACAGCGCGGUGAGAGACUCGGCUACCGAGUACGGCGAGCCGCGAGUCGGGCUGCUCUCGAAAGUGAGAAACGCCGUUCUAAAGAAACGUAACGAGGAAGCACAGUUUGGAAGCAAAAAAAUUGAUUGA